UAUUUACGUAAAACAUUCAAUUUGUAAAAACUAAAAAAGCAUUUUUCUUAAAAAAGAUUUUAAAACGUAGUUAUUCAAAAGUUGUAAACUUCACAUCGUUUAUCGAAAUCAGUUUUAUGACUUUGUAAACAGACCGCACCUAAAUAACAUGGAAAACAUGUAAUUUUGAGCAGUAACUAAUCAGCAUCUCCCUUUCCUAGUAAUAAUAGACAUAAUUAUGUCCACGUUUCUUUCGCGUGAUUCGCCGUAACGCGGUAACUUACUAUGCAUAUUGCAUGCACAUCGGCGGAAGUGGCGGCGUCGGCUAAGCGGAUGUCAUCGCCCAAGAGAGAGUAAUGGCGUUCGUAGUGAGCACACGGUGUUCUCGCGGUUUGUCCGUUACGUCGUGAAUUAAACCGUACCUCAAAGAGACCGGGUUGAAAUCUGCCUUCGUAUUCGUUGUCGAGUAUCCCGCCUCGUUGGAACAAAUUGUACUAUACGAUUCGCAGUCGAAACUCGGGAAAUAUCGCGAGACACGAGGAAACGCAGGAAAGCGCGUGUGGCGGUUGAGCUGGUGGUUGUGUACGUUCUCGCCAAGUGCAUCGUGUGCAGGAAGAACUCGACACGAAGUUCCAGAACGUUUGUCAAAUCCUCACGGCGAUUCUGAUUGUUGACUUUAAGCUUAUAAUGAACUGAGACUCCAAAAUUGUACGCUCACAAUCAUCAUCGUACACAUCGUACACGUCUGUCGUUCUACGUGUGUCACGGAGCAUCAUGACGUGAUUCACUAUGGAUUUAAUACAAGAUCGUAGUAUUAUUGUUAACAUAAGGCAUGUUUGACCGUGUUGUCCAUCUAAGUGGAGCAAAAUUAAUUAAAGUUACUUAGUUGCAUUUACCUUCUCUUAUAAUGUCUGCGAAUGCUCAAUUUGCAAAUCAGUCACCAGCGGUGAGUUUACCAAAUAUGUCUGUGCCGCCGCCUGGAACUCCGAACUUGUCGGCACCACCGCCAAAUCUUACCACCAUAAACACAUCGGGAAGCUAUCCACAUCGAUAUGCUAAUCAUAGAGAGGGCAAUCGUGGUUUCUUCAAGCCAUUUCGACCUUAUCACGCCCCGAAAGUCGUCGCUGGAGGGCAGGAUACUUUGCAAGAUGAAUUCGAUGGGAAGAGGCUCAGAAAAUCUGUUAUGCGAAAGACGGUUGAUUAUAAUUCCGCCAUCAUCAAGAGUUUAGAGAAUCGAGUAUGGCAACGAGACUACAGGGAUCGUCGCGCGCUUCAACCAGAUGUAAUAUAUUAUCCCGACUUACUUCCGCCGCCAAGUUACAUUGAUAAUCCGAUAAACGCGGUUACCACGAGAUUCGUAAAAACGGCCACCAAUAAAAUGCGUUGUCCGAUUUUUUGUAUGGCUUGGACUCCAGAAGGAAGACGUCUCGUUACCGGUGCCUCGAGUGGCGAGUUCACCUUAUGGAAUGGCCUCACUUUCAAUUUUGAGACUAUUCUACAGGCACACGACAGCCCAGUAAGGACAAUGGUUUGGUCGCACAACGAGAGCUGGAUGGUAACAGGGGACCAUGCAGGCUACGUGAAAUAUUGGCAGAGCAAUAUGAACAACGUCAAGAUGUUUCAAGCGCACAAAGAAGCGAUUAGAGGACUCAGUUUCAGUCCAACGGAUCACAAAUUGGCGACCUGCAGUGAUGACGGAACUGUCAGAAUUUGGGACUUUCUUCGCUGUCAUGAAGAACGAAUUCUCAGGGGUCACGGUGCAGAUGUCAAAUGCGUGCAUUGGCAUCCGCAAAAGGGUCUAGUCAUUUCUGGCAGUAAAGACAAUCAGCAACCAGUGAAACUGUGGGAUCCAAAAACUGGCCAGUCUUUAGCGACACUCCACGCACACAAGUCGACUGUGAUGGAUGUCAAAUGGAACGAAAACGGUAACUGGUUGGUGACCGCGUCAAGAGAUCAUCUAUUGAAAUUAUUUGAUAUCAGGAAUCUGAGCCAAGAAGUUCAGACUUUCCGCGGCCAUAAAAAAGAAGCGUCCAGCGUUGCUUGGCAUCCAAGUCAUGAGGGUCUCUUUUGUAGCGGUGGAAGCGACGGUGCUAUACUCUUCUGGCAUGUGGGAGCGGACAAGGAAGUAGGAGCAAUAGAACAGGCUCAUGAUAGCAUAGUCUGGACAUUGGCUUGGCAUCCUUUGGGACAUAUCUUAUGUUCUGGUAGCAACGAUCACACAUCUAAGUUUUGGACACGUAACAGGCCGGGAGAUCUUAUGAGAGAUAAAUACAAUCUCAAUACAUUGCCAGCGGGCUCGGCCGGAAUUGACGAUCACGAAAUCGCUGAUGAAGCAGCAGUAAUACCCGGUAUGGGCCCGGAGGAUAGAAUCAAUGCCGAUGGUGAGGCCGAAGAUAAGAGCGGAGGAAUCCCGGGUCUGGACUUGGAUCACGCGGUGGAUGAGGGCAAGAAAUUUGCCAAUAAGAAAGUACCUUAUAGCAAACCUAUACCACGGAACUUCCAAGCUCAAUGGAACGAAAUGGAGGCCGAGGAUAUCGAGCAGGUUGAAGCACUCAAUGCAUUUGUCAAUCAAUUGAUUGAAACUACGCCUGGUGCCGUGCCAUUGAACGAAGUUACGCCUAAUGCCAUUAUAUUGUACGGGAAAAUGAUUCCUGUAGAAGCGGGCUCCAAGCUAGCAGAAGCGAUCAGUAAAGGAACCGACGCUAUAAACAAAUUAGUAUUCUCGGGUGAGAUAGAAGAGCUACGAGACGUGGUUGGUCCGCCGGACAAUACAGACGAAGCUGAGGAGUAUCUGCAGGACGAUGGUGAGAUCGAUUAUUCGAAAGUACCCGACAUCGAUCUCCCACCGCCUUUGCCUAGUUCAAAGUUCGCACAAAAUCCUGAGCUAUUGAAGACAUUAAAUCGCGGUGGCAAGCGGAAGUUUGAUCAACUAAUUGGCUGGAGCGAUGGCGGUGCUAGCGAUCGCACGUCCAAGAUUCAUCAGCCGGUCUUCGGUGGCGUGAUGACGGAGGACUCGCAGUCCAGCGACACUGAUCUGAGGUUCGGCCUCGGUAAGCCAAAUGUUGGCGAGAGUAAUUCCUUCCACGGCGACGAGGAUCACAGGCGAGGUGCCUCUCACGAUCCCAUGAGGAGCAGCAAUCGCGACGACGAAGAUCUGAGGUUCAACAUAUCCGGUCCCGGUAGGCCCGGUUCGCACGAGUAUGAUCCGCGCAGCAACAAUUUCGCUGAUAAGGAUUUCCGCAUCAGCGGCUUCUCGCUGUUGAAAAAGCUGGACAACGAUAUGUACGAUGACCGAGAGCGCGAUGGUACGAGUUCUGGCCGCUGGGAUGAUGAGAAGGACGACGGUCCUCGCGGCAAAUCGGACGGCGCGUUCGCUGGCAACAGCUUCGACAAGCGUGACAGUAGCAUGGCGAUGGUUCCCGGCAUGGGUAACAGUAUGCACGGUCACAUGGCUGGCAUGCCUCAUCUGUCGAAUCAUCACAACAUGCAAAAUAUCAAUCCUAACAUGCCACCGCCGAUACCGAGUCUCGUGCCGCAUCCUAAUAUGCAACAGCAUCCUGGUAUGCAGGGUAAACCUCAUCCUGGCAUGCCUGGCAUGGAUGGCUCAAUGCCGUCACAUUUGAUGGCGCACCAUCCAAACAUGCAUCCAGGCUUCGGUCCCAACGGACCACCGCCUGGCGGUUUCGGGCCCAAUUUCCGACCGCCGCCAAAUGGCAAUUUUGGACCGAACCACUUUAGGCCGAGCCCGAUGCCGCCGUUCGGCCCGAAUCAAGGUCCGCCGCCUUUCGGCAAUAAUUUCCAAGGAGCGCCCAAUUUCCGCGGACCGAACGCCGGUCCGAUGAGCUUCGAACGGCCAGGCUUUGGGCCUAAUUUCCGCGGGCAGAACUCGCAGGGUCAAUUAAACAGCUUUAACUCCAAUUUCGGCAAUUUCGGCAAGAACGGACCGAAUCGCGUUAUGAACCGAGGCAGUGGUGACAGAAGUGGUUACAAUAAUCGCAGUAGAGGACGCGACAACGAUCAGUCGAGAAGUGGGAGGGGAAGAGACAAUUAUUAA
This is a messenger RNA of Ooceraea biroi (clonal raider ant), 4033 nucleotides long. RefSeq names its product WD repeat domain 33 (gene Wdr33). Gene Ontology annotation, cellular component: mRNA cleavage and polyadenylation specificity factor complex. Gene Ontology annotation, biological process: mRNA 3'-end processing. NCBI's taxonomy places the organism in Eukaryota, Metazoa, Arthropoda, Insecta, Hymenoptera, Formicidae. Gene Ontology annotation, molecular function: protein binding. The record is from RefSeq and is a predicted model, not a curated record.